CUACCCCUUAUUUUCCCUAGUUCUCCCGCUGGCCGCAAGAGCGCUUUGCUGUCGCUGGUACUGCUCUGCUGAGUGACACUCAGUCCCACUAUGCACAGUUCUCUAAAGACCAUUUAUAGGAAGUUCAAGCCUCGUACAAGGUGUAUGUGAAAAGUGUUGACGAAUAUAAGUCAUGCAGAGACAAUUCUGCUCUGCCAAUGAAGAUUUGAGGAAAUAAAAGGCAAAGCUUGCCUACUAUGUCACACCAACCAUCUCAGGAGGCAUUUGAAGAAAUGACUCUUGAGGUAGAUUUGACGGCCAUGAAAGGAAGCCCCAUGGACCAAGAGUCCACACCUAGUACUGCAACAGACGAUGAUAGCCAACCCAGUCUCACUGUUCAACAAAACCCUGGGUUGUUUCAGAGAGGAUUCACAAUAAUGUCUGCAUGUGAAAAAACUGAGAGUGCUGAUGAAGAUGAUCCUGAUGAAGAUGAUCCUGAUGAAGAGAUUCCAAAUAUUGAUUGUGAAGUAAGAACUUCCAAACCUUCCUUCCCGUGUGAAGUCUGCACCAAAGUUUUUCAUAAACGUAGCCGACUUGUUUCACAUAUGGUUACUCAUUCUGAACAGAAAGACCACAUCUGUGGUGUGUGUGGUAAAGGGUUUAAAAAUAAGCCUCAGCUAAUAAGACACAGCAAUACUCAUAGUGCUGUUCCAAAUUUCUGUUGUAAUAUAUGUGGCAGAGGAUUUAAACAUAAUGAUGUUGCUAAACAUAUAAGAAGAUGGCACAGUGGUCCUAGAAAAUCUAAUCGGGGUGGAGUACCCAAUCCUGAUGCACCAAAUCGACAUAAUGUGCAGUUCACCAUUCAAGUACGAAAGAAAAAAAGAUCUCAUCCCACUGCAGAGCAAUCUAUGCAACAUGUUUCUCAAUCUCCUCAUCAAUCAACUCAUGAAACACACCAGCAAAGUAUAGUUCAAUGUCAGCUCUCUCAACAGGAGAUGCUUCCAGGUCAGCCACAACAAAGGGCAUUUGUAGGUGGUCCCAAAACAGAAGCUAGAGAGAAAGUUGUGUUGCUACAAGAACAACAUGUGACUAACUCUCUUGAUUUGGGUGUGUGUUCUGAAGAUGCAUUGGAUGCUAACAAUUUACAGCAUAGCUCUUCCUCAUCAUCUUUGUUUCAAUGUCCGCAUUGCACCUCAACCUUCAGUAAGCCUCAGGAACUUUCUUGUCACAUAGCAAGUCACAAGGAAUCUGAAGAAAGGGGGGAAUUAAAUCAAAGUAAAGAUAACAAAAAGCAUCAUCAGUGUCAUAUUUGUAACAAGACCUUUACUCGUGCAUCUGGUCUUACUGGUCACAUGUACCUUCAUACUCGCACCGAAAAGAGAAGAGAACCCAACCCAGAUUUGCGUUGCCACAUAUGUGAUAAAAUCUUCACUCGACGAUCAGGCCUUAAUGCUCACAUACUGCAACAUGGUGGAGUUCUUCGCUUUUGGUGUGAUGAAACUGACUGUGGUAAAGGCUUUGUCCAUUCAUAUCAAUUGAUACGGCAUAAGCGUUCACAUUCAGAAGUUCCACCAUACUCGUGUGAAAUUUGUGGGAGAGCUUUCCGCCAUAAUGACUUGGCUAAGCACAUGCGUACUCAUACUGGAGUGAAACCAUACAACUGUCAGCAUUGUGGAAGAGCUUUUGCUUUUAACUCCAGCCUACGAGCACAUGAACGCAUGCAUCUUGCUUUGAAAGAGCAUGUAUGUGAAGUUUGCAACAUGGGUUUCACCACUUCUGCUGGUUUGCGAAGGCAUGCAAAAUGCCAUGAAGAUGAUGAAGAAAAGCUAUGUUCUUUCUGUGGAGAAUUAUUUUCCUCCAAGCUUCACCUCAAUCUUCACUUACAAGAAUCUCCCCAUUGUGCUGAACAGUCACAGCAACAUCGGUCCCAUCAUCAAGAAUUGUCUGAGACAAGCCAGGCUCAAACCACACAGCUUGUACAUCAGCACCACCAGGACACACCACAGAGGCAGACAGUGCAACAGUUACAACAUAUUCAUGAACAGCAUGUGCAACAAGUGCAACAAGUGCAACAGCUGCAACACUUGCAGGUGAUGCCUCUGCCUCCAGCACCACAACAGGCUCAGCCUGAAAUGUCUAUACACAAGGCGCAUGGACUCCAUGAGUCUCAUCAACAAGUUACCCAACAGUCCCACCCUAUCUCCAUGCAUGGCCUAGAACCUCUCCAUUUAUCUCAUCACUCUGACACUACAACAUUAGCUAAUUUGUCAGCGGCUGGUACGGAGCCUGUUAAUAUUGACACGGGUCCAACUUCAGGGCAGGCUCUGCCAGUUCUUGUCCCUUUUUCAGUAUCUGUGCCAAUUUCUGUACCUUAUGGAGUUAAUUUAAAUUCUACUGCGUCAGAUUCACUGCAAUUAAAUCACUUUCUUAGCUGGGAAUCAAAAUACUAAGAGUAGCCACUCAUAAAGGGAUGGUAAACACAAGUGUUACCAUUAGUCUUACUGCAACCAACAUGUUAAUAUGAUUGUCAAAUUAUGGGACCUGAGCUGUUUUUAUUCGUCAAUGCGAUUGUUAAGUGUAAAGUAUGUUAAGUUGUUGUUUUCUUUUUUUAAUUGUUAUUAUUACUGGAGACUCAUUGUUGUUACAUGAUGUAUUGUGAUAGAAAUAUUUGUAAUCUAGCUUAUCUUAGUUGUUUUGGUUGGCUGGUUUUAUAAAGCUCAUCUAAUUUUUGUCAAUUGACAUGGCAGAGCUAUGAUCCUUUGUUUCACUGCUCAUGUUGAUUAAUGUGAAGGAAUUCAGUGUGAAAUUUUGUCAAUUUCCUUUUUUUAAAGUAGCUGUUUCAGUAAAGAUGAUUAAUAUCAAUCAAAUUUGCAGCUGUGGCAGUAUUAAUGUGUCAAUAAAAGAUACACCUUAAUGUUU
Thrips palmi is the source of this 2898-nucleotide messenger RNA. RefSeq names its product zinc finger protein 316-like. Gene Ontology annotation, cellular component: nucleus. Gene Ontology annotation, molecular function: RNA polymerase II cis-regulatory region sequence-specific DNA binding; DNA-binding transcription factor activity, RNA polymerase II-specific. The record is from RefSeq and is a predicted model, not a curated record. Bases 237 to 2429 code for a protein of 730 amino acids. Gene Ontology annotation, biological process: regulation of transcription by RNA polymerase II. The transcript is spliced from 7 exons. NCBI's taxonomy places the organism in Eukaryota, Metazoa, Arthropoda, Insecta, Thysanoptera, Thripidae.